GUGCGCAGUGAGACACGUGUUCCUGCAGCAUGGCCGGAGCGCGCCGCUGAGGACCAGAGAGGACCAGAGAGGAUGUCGGGAGAGAUGGUGGAGGUCUCAGUGAAAGCACCGGAACCGGUCCGGACCACCGGCGUCCUGCAGCAGAACCGAGUCUUCCUCGACUUCUUCUGGGACUUGGCCAAACCGGAUCAGGAGGUUCGGCUGAAGGCGGUGGGAGAGCUGAUCCGGUACCUGAAGACCCACAACCAGGCAGACGAGUUGGACUACACCUUUAAGCGGCUGGUGGAUGGACUGGCUCACACACGAGAGGCUGCCAGACCCGGGUUCAGCCUGGCUCUGGGUCAGGUGUUGAGUUCCUUUGAAGACGUCUCUUUGCAGAGCGUACUCAACAGAGUCAGAGAGAAGCACAACCCGCAGACGGUGAAGAAGAAACUGCUCAGAAAUGCUUUCUUCGGAAACUUGUUCGGCGUCCUCGCCCUUUAUCAGUCCGGACGCCUCUCUAAAGAGCCGCAGGUGGUGUUGGGGUGUGUGCAGCUCCUCCAGAGCCUCAGCCAGCAGAGACAACACCUGAAGGACCUUCCCACGAAGACCAUGAUGGACAUCCUGACUGAGAUCCCAGAGGAGGUGUUUGAGGAGGUCCUGUUCAGCGCCCUGCAGGCUGACCUGGCAUCAGCCUUCAGGACUCCAGAGCAGCUGCAGCUGCUGCUGGUCGCGCUGCAACGCUUCCCACAAACCCUCAAACCAAAGAAACUCAAGAAGCUGCUGGGCUGUUCGACCAUCAUCAACGCCGACAACAUCCCCAAGCUGACGGAGGUGUUGAAGAUGGCGGCCCGCUCGGUGAAGAAGGAGUGCGUCCUCCCAGCGGUGGUCCUGGACCUCCUGAAGCUCUCUCUGAAGGAAGACAGCUUCCAGCUCUUCUGGAACAACGCCAUCAUCAACGGCAUGUUGAAGGAGCAGCCGGGGCCAGCACACUACCUGAGCUUCCGUCUGCUGGGCAGUGCGCUGCCUCUCCUGUCUGUGGCCCAGCUGAAGGAGGUGUUGUCUGGAGAUGUGAUGAUGCACUACGGGGAACACGUGGUGUCUGCUCAGAAACCGGACCGCUUCAAGCUGGCCCCAGAGAUGGACGUCUACGUGUCGGACUUCUUGGAGGGCUGCCAGGACCCCGACAGACAGCUGGCGGUGAUGGUGGGCUUCUCCUCGCUGACCAACCAGGGCUACCCCGUGGUGCCGUCGGUGUGGAGGGUGGUGCAGCACCUGCAGCCCGCAGCGCUGCAGCAGUACGUGGACUGGCUGAAGAAGAUGUUCCUGCAGCCUCAGACGGACCAGCUGCUGGACUUCAGCACCCGCAAGCAGAAGGACAAUCCGGAAGGACGGGAACAGAAAGAGAACGCCAUAUUCCGGCUGAGGAAGUGGAUUAUCGCUCGGCUCUCGUCGAUCAUUGACAACCACCAGGUGAAGAGGCAGGAGGAUCUGAUCUUGGACGUGGCCAGGUUCGUGUUUUUCCACGCUUUCUUCAGUGCCAAGAAGGCGUCGGCCGACAUCCCGGAGACGGCGGGGAAGCUUUCUGUCCCGCUGGACGACAAAACCAGAGGAGUGCUCGUCAAUUCUUUCUUUGGACUCCUCCUGUCCAUGCACCACCUGCCUCUGAUCGAGGACACGGCCGAAGGCGCCGCGGUCAACCAGAAGCGCCCGCUGGGUGUCACCUCCGACGGCACCAUGUGGAUCUACCACCUGGUCCAGUACGCACAAGUCCUGCUUAACCAGCCAAAACACGUCCAGAGCAGCCAGCCCUUCAGCCCCGAGCAGAAACAGGCCUGGGACGGCAUGCUGGAGUCGGUCUCAAAGCUGAAGAAGAAGGCGAAGAAAGGCCCAAAUGCAGAGAGCACCGCGUUCCAGCAGCUCUUCCUGUUGGUCGGCAUGCACCUGUUCAAGGCCCCCGAGGAGCUGCUGGACAUCAUGAAGGACCUGCAGAGCUGUGUGGACAAAGCUCAGGAGAAGAAGGCCAAGAAGAAGAAGACGACGAAGAAGAAACAAGCCACAGAGGAGGAGGAGGAGCCUGAGUGGGUGGAGGUGAUGGUGGACAUCUUGUUGUCCCUGCUGUCCCAGCCGAGCCGACAUAUCAGACAGGUCUGCAGAACGGUCUUCUCCUCCAUCUGCCCGCACGUUACCGCGGCGGCCCUCACCGCCAUCUUAGACGUCCUGGACCCAGAGAAGGAUGACGAGGAGGACAGCGCCGUGGUCGUCACUGACGACAACAAAACCCAGAAGAAACCAGAUGAGGAAGAUGAUGAGGAUCACGAUGAAGAGAUGGAGGAGUCUGACGGAUCUGACGAUGACUCUGACGAGGAUGAAGAUAAUGAGGAUGAUGAUGACGAAGAUGAUGAAGCAAUGGAGGAGGAAGAGGUGGGAGAGGUGGACCAGAGUUUCCGUCUGGAGCUGAUGAAGGUCCUGCAGCAGCAGAACGCUCUGGCCACUGAGGAGGACGGCAGCGAUGAUGAAGACCUGGAUGAUGAAGCCAUGAUGGAGCUGGAUAAGGGCCUGGCAGCACUGUUCUCAGAGCAGAAGAAGAAGAGUCAGGCCAAGAAGGACGAAAAGGCCAAACUGCAGAAGGAGAAGACGCUGGUCCGGGACUUUAAGAUCAAGGUGUUGGACCUGGUCGAGGUGUUCGUGGCCCGGCAGGCGGGCAGUCCUCUGGUUCUGGGUCUGGUGGAGCCUCUGCUCACCAUCAUCGACAGAGGAAUGAGCUCCGACAGCCACCAGCAGGAGCAGGACUUCCUCCGCAGAGCUGCAGAUAUCUUCAGGAACCAGCUGUGCAGGUCGAAGGUUUACUGCAGGACCGUCGGUGACAGACAGGGGGAGCUCCAUGACCUGCUGGAGAAACUGAUGACUAAAACCCAGAAACUGUCCGACUCCGCAGUCUGCCUCUACUACUUCAGUGCAUCUCUGUACGUGGUGAAAGUGCUGCGAGGAGCUCCGCCUGCCGACGCCAAAGAGGAGCAGACAAAUGACUUGAGGUUCAUGGGCAACGUGGACGUGGAUCGGGUCUCGGCCGUCUUCAGAGAGGCUCUCAGCUCCUUCAUGAGCAAGAGGAAGAGUCCUCUGACCGCUCAGAUGUUCACAGACUUGUUCAACAGAUUCCCGGUUUUGUGUGUGAGCCUGUUGGAUGCAGCAGUGCAGCACAUCACAUCCGGGGUCAGAGUUCACCAACAGGGUCAAGCCUGUGUGCUGGUGUUGCGGGCGAUGCAGAGCAGGGAAGUCCAGCAGCUGCUGAGCGGCGAUCGGUGGGCGGAGCUCUGUGCGAAGGUCACGGGUCAGCUGGCAGCGAGUCUCCAGCAGGUGGGUGAGACUGAGAGCAAGGUGGUGAAGGAGAAGGUGGUGAAGACGCUGGAGCUCUGUCAGUUCCUGGUCAAACACGUCCACCAGCAGAAGGUGUCUGUGGACCUGGAGCCCCUUCAGAAGGUCCUGCAGUCCCUGACCGGCGUCAUCGCUUUCAAGAAGACCGGCAAGCUAGAGGACACCUACUGGGCCGUGGUGAAACACUUCGGAGUCAUAAAACCCAAAGUAGAAAAGAAGAAACCCGACAAGGACGCCGACCAACAGCAGGCGCCCAAAAAGAAGAAAGGAUUUCUGCCUGAAACAAAAAAGCGUAAAAAGCGCCUGCAGCCUGUUUUAGAGCCGGCGGGAGACAACUUGACCUCUGCGGACAAACCGGGAGCAGCCAAAGGACAAGCCAAAAAGAAACACGACAAGAAAGCUAAACAGAAACGACCGGCCGACGGCGCGACCGCCUCUCAGCCGAACCCGGCCAAGAAGAGCAAGACGCAGUCCGACAGCACGCCGGCCAAGAAGAAAAAGAAGAAACCCAAACAGAAGAAAGAGGGAGGAGGGAAAAUGUAAAGUGGACACUGCGGUUGAAUUGUUCAUUUCCUUUUUUUAAAAGAGGCUGUGUGGUCGUCUGUUCAGUUUUCUACUGUCCGUACUUCGGAUAAUAUGUUCCAGUGAGAUAUUAAUAUACGUGUUAAUAACCUGUGUGGGAAGUUAAUUCAUAUGGAUUAUUUUUCUAAUGUGUGACUGAUGUUGAUUAGAAAGAAAACAAUAAAUUCUCUUCCUGGAAAUCAAUCAAA
This is a messenger RNA of Dicentrarchus labrax (European seabass), 4124 nucleotides long. It is a transcript of the gene mybbp1a, whose product is annotated as MYB binding protein (P160) 1a. The coding region runs from base 73 to 3897 and encodes 1274 amino acids. Gene Ontology annotation, biological process: regulation of DNA-templated transcription. Gene Ontology annotation, cellular component: nucleolus. Lineage: Eukaryota; Metazoa; Chordata; Actinopteri; Moronidae. The record is from RefSeq and is a predicted model, not a curated record. Gene Ontology annotation, molecular function: transcription corepressor activity; transcription factor binding; RNA binding. The transcript has 27 exons.